Molecule: messenger RNA, 1823 nt
Organism: Antechinus flavipes (yellow-footed antechinus)
Lineage: Eukaryota; Metazoa; Chordata; Mammalia; Dasyuromorphia; Dasyuridae
Gene: BCL7B
Product: BAF chromatin remodeling complex subunit BCL7B
Exons: 6
Coding region: 91-714 (207 amino acids)
Source: RefSeq, a predicted model, not a curated record
UGCGGUGCUUGAGUCUAGAAAGGUGUUUCUUGCUGCCUUCUAGGAGAAGAAAAGACUUUGUACAAGUUGUAUUUCAGUGCAAACAGCCUAAUGUUGGAAAUGUGGCCAUAUGUAGUCAGACUUAAAACUCUCCCAAGAGGAGGUGACUUCCAAGCAGUCUUUGUUUUGAAGAGAAUUCCUAGCAGAGAUGCUCCCUGGGAGAAGAAGUGGGUAACUGUGGGUGACACAUCCCUUAGGAUAUUUAAAUGGGUGCCAGUAGCUGACAGCAAAGAGAAGGAGAAAUCAAAAUCAAAUAAUUCAGCAGCCCGAGAACCUAAUGGUUUUCCUUCUGACGCCUCUGCCAACUCUUCUCUCCUUCUGGAAUUCCAAGAUGAGAACAGCAACCAGAGCUCCAUGUCUGAUGUCUAUCAGCUCAAGGUGGACAGCAGCACUAACUCGAGCCCCAGCCCCCAGCAGAGUGAGUCACUGAGCCCAGCGCACACCUCAGAUUUCCGAACAGAUGAUUCCCAGCCACCCACAUUAGGCCAAGAGAUCCUUGAGGAACCAUCCCUGCCUGCUUCUGAAGUGGCUGAUGAACCUCCCACCCUCACCAAGGAAGAACCCGUCCCACUGGAGACACAGGCUGCAGAGGACGAAGAGGAUUCAGGUGCCCCACCACUAAAGCGUUUCUGUGUGGAGCAGUCUGCCGUGCUGCAGGCGGCGUCAGAAAGCUAGCGACGCCCUGGUGCCCCUGCCCGCUUGGCCCCUAGUCUCUAUUUAUUGAAUUCUGGUCCUGGCUGUGCUGUGUUGCUGGGGUGAAGGCAAGCAUUGGGGUCCGGAGACUGCGUGUCUCAGCCCCGGGGCUGAAAGGCCUCAGGAGGGAAGGUGGCCAGAGGGACGUGGGGUGUGGCGGCAUCUUUGUGUCCCUGGUACCUGUCUGCUUGCUCCUAGGAAGAGGGCUGCUUCUCCCCCUCUGCUUUCCUUAGGGGACUCAAGCUGCAAGUGGUUGGCCCCAGGAGUUCCGCAAGCACUGGGUUCUGGGAAUCCCCAGAGCACCCGGGCCUCCAAGUGGAGUUCUCGCCUCUUGGGUGUCAGGCCCUGCCCCUGCCUUUUUGUAGCCAAGCCCAGAGCAUCAGCCGUCAUCCCUAGUUGUGUGGCCUCUGCUCCUUGGGCUGACCUGCUAGGCCAGCGAGUAUAGUGCCGAGAGGGCUAAGUGCCCUGUAGAGACACAGCACUUCAGGGGAUCCUAGCGACCCUUGUUGGGGCUGUGGACAAAGCCCAUAAGCUGGCGACCUCUCCCGGCAAGGGCAAGAGUGAGCCCUUCAGCCUCAGGUAGGAGUGGGGCUGGGGCUGGCAUUGGAGAGGAGAGGGUCAGGAUUGCGUGCCAUGGCCUAGUGGAGGCUUCUUUACCACCUGAUUGAGCUUGGAAGUGGAUCACAUGGAUUUCCAUUUGCCUGGGCCCUUGUGCCUCUUCCUCAAUUGUCUCCCAUUGAGCUCUCCCCCGGCUGCUCUCUUCCUCUAACUCCCCUUCCUCACACACCCCCCUUUCCUGCUGUCCCCUCCCUUCUGGUGUGGCCCCUGUCCCAGUCCUGGGUCAGCACUGCUGCUAAAGCUUACGUCCCAGCAAGAGUGUGAGGUUCUGGGAACACCAAACCCAAUUCCUCUUCAGCUCAGACUUUCUGGAAAGUUUUCUUUUCUUUGAAAUCUGCAUGUUGAAUCGAACUUUGUGAUAUUAUUUUUUGUUUUAAAAAAGAAGUUUAAGAAAAUUGAAAUGGGCGACUAUGAGUGAAGACAUAUUUUAGCACUGAAUAGAAUAUUUUUAAAAUUAAACUAUUUGAAAUACA